AUAUUAUCAUAUAUGUAUACAUAUAUAUAGUCUAUAGAUAUCGAUAUGAUGGCGAAACAAAAACACAGGGAAAAAUGAUUUUGGCAUUCGUGAUGUAAACCGCGAUUUUCUGCCUUCUGGCAUUUCGCUCAUGCACAUCCAUCGCAAUUUUAAUCACUUCAUAUUUCAUCACCUACCCGGGCCUCGGAUCAUGGUCGGCCGACAAAAUUUCUGAGACUAAGGUGAAAUGUCAGCAGCUGGGAAGCAAAGUAACAACUCUGGACAAGAUGACGAAGGGGAAGAAGAAGACGACGAAGUCGGUGAUCUGGUGUCAGCCAUCAAUUACAAUACCAUUAAUUAUAACACCAUAUCUUCUAUGGCUGUGCUCAAAGAAAUACUUGGAGCUCAAGACAGCCCUGAAGAUGCUGAUUGGUUCCAGCAUUAUUUCUUACGCCACGUCAAUCGCUUGCCAUCUCGUAGCCACCAGUUUGUUGGACGACGUCUUUCUGAAUGCAAAGAAGAAGACGAACACUUAGAACAUAAUCCAAAAUCACCGGUAGCUGAUGACCAAUCAAAUAGUACUACUGUCAGUGCUAAAUCUACACCUCCUAUAUCACCCCCUUCCCAUCACAGAGAUAAACACUUCUUUGAUGUCAAUCUUGUUGAAAUGAAAUCCCAAGCAUCUUCUUCAUCUACCUUAGACUACGAUUCAAUGGAUGAAGUUUGGGUUAAGCGCUAUGAUGCAGAAACGGUAAAACGUCGAACGGAGCUCGGAUCACAGCCAUUACCUACUUCAGCAGAUGAAUCUGAUGGCCAAUGUGUAUCCAUUAAUCGACCAAGAUCUGGCACAUGGAGCAAGGGAGGUUCAGCCCCUGUACUUUUACCUGCAGUUGUUGCUGCCCUGACCAAAACUAAAAAAGGUUCAUUGGGAGUAGAACGGCGUCAGUCGGGUGAUGAUAUAUUGGCCAAAGGAACUCCAAAAGUGCAAUUGCAAAAAAAUAAAUUGCAACAACCACAGUUGCCACAACAGCAAGCGCAACACGUUUCUCAAUGUACACAAAAAAAAAUGUCUCCGAAACCUCGGACGAGCCAGUCGCCAUCUCAUACUCGUAAAACUUAUGCUCUUCUGGAUGCAUUUAGACCUCGGUCUAAGUCUGACGCUGCAUCUAAAAAGAACAACACAAUUAUGUUACAAAUGAAAAAUUCCAUUCAACAAACUCUCAAAUCGCCAGGUUCAAGUGCUCGAAAUAGUAUUAGCGGAUCAAGUUCUUCAACUGACACAGAGCCUACUAAUUCAGUACCACCUGCAACUCGUAAUCGUUAUAAGCAAACUACUGUACCUGCAAGACCACGUGCCGGUUCAGACAGCACUAGUACAAAAGGAGCUGUAUCAAAAAUGAUGGACUUGUUUCGGCAUAGAUCUCAAAGUGCUGUUUCAGCUGAAGACAAACGUAAAGCUAGGGCAGCAAAUAUUCCGCAUACGAAUUUCGCACAAGGAGCUCUAUUGCGCAGAAGUUCUCUGGAUCCUGAAACCCGCCGACUGUCUCUGGGAACUAUAUCCAAUUCGAGGAAAGGUUCUGACGGAUUAUUAGAUCCUACGCAUGCGGCAAUAUUAUUCAGAGACUCCAGAGGCCUGCCUGUGGCCGAUCCAUUUUUGGAAAAAGUUAAAAUUACAGAUUUGGCAGAAGACGAAAGUCAGAUUUUUGUGAAAUUUUUCCGUUUCCAUAAGUCUUAUGAUCUCAUACCGACUAGUGCCAAAUUGGUCGUAUUUGACACGCAGUUAAUUGUCAAAAAGGCGUUCUUCGCUUUAGUCUACAAUGGAGUGCGCGCAGCUCCUCUAUGGGACAACAAGCGCCAACAAUUCGUCGGCAUGCUGACCAUCACUGAUUUCAUCAGAAUAUUGCAAAAGUAUUACUCUACGCCGUCGUCCAGCAUGGAAGAACUGGAAGAACAUAAACUGGACACUUGGAGAAAUGAACUUCAUGAGGAACGUCCUCAGGAGUUAAUAUCUAUCGGUCCAGAUAUGUCUUUGUUUUUGGCCAUUCAAACACUCAUUAACAACAAAAUACAUCGCUUACCAGUAAUUGAUCCUCUAACCGGAGAUGUCCUAUAUAUUAUUACCCAUAAACGCAUACUGCGUUUUCUAUUUCUUUAUGUAUGUAAUUUAUUAUCAACUCUACUAUUAUUAGUGUUUUUUAUUGUUUUUUUACGGGUCUUGCAGAUUAAUGAUUUGCCAAAACCUUCUUAUAUGUCAAAAAGUCUAGAAGAACUUAAAAUUGGCACUUAUGAAAACAUAGAAACUGUAUCUGAAGAUACAUCAAUCAUUUUAGCAUUAAAAAAAUUUGUAGAACGCAGAGUAUCGGCACUGCCCAUGGUUGACAAAGAGGGCCGUCUCGUUGAUAUAUUUGCUAAAUUUGAUGUAAUUAAUUUAGCUGCUGAGCGUACAUAUAAUAAUUUAGAUGUUAGUCUAAAACAAGCCAAUGAACACCGAAGUGAUUGGUUUGAGGGCGUACAAAAAUGUCAUCUAACUGAUACACUAUAUUGUGUUAUUGAAAAGAUUGUCCGAGCAGAAGUACAUAGGUUAGUAAUUGUGGACUCAAAUGAUAAAGUCAUUGGUAUACUCUCAUUAUCUGAUAUUCUACACUACCUAGUUCUUCGACCUUCAGGAGUUGAACGUUUAUUAAAAACCAAAGAGCUAUACGAGAACAAUGCAGAUAGUCCAAAAGCUUUAAACUCAAUAAUGGAGCCGGAAUCUGCACUUGUAAUGUGAGCAAAUAAUAUUCAUUCCUGGAUGUUUCUGCCAUACAGGGCUAAACUAAUGACUUCAGAUUUCCGGAUGAUCUGGAUUACUUAUUAUUUGUACAAGUAUUAUUUACCUAUGUAGUAUUAUACGACAGCGCUUUUGAGACAUAAAUAUGUACAUACUCCAAAGUAUUAGUUGGAAAUGUUUUAUGUUUAAUGCCUUAUUUUAUUAGCAUUUUUCUCUUAAAAAAAUGAAAUAAACACUAAUCUGCAUUUAAAAAAAAAAAUUAGAUUUCUUAAAAUUGCAUGAUAAAAAGCGUUAAGUGAUUUUUUCAAAUGACCGUGUGAUAUUGUCAAAUGAAGAGCUGUUGAAAUAUUAUGUUUGUUAUUUAAUAUAUUAUAAUAGUAAUAAUAAUAUUUUUUGACUAUUUAUCUUAUAUAUAAUGUAUUACAAAUCAUUAACACAUCAAAAAUAUUUUUUCAAUAGAAAAUUACCUAGGUAUUAC
Messenger RNA from Adelges cooleyi (spruce gall adelgid), 3227 nucleotides. Its product is annotated as 5'-AMP-activated protein kinase subunit gamma-2-like. The transcript has 14 exons. NCBI's taxonomy places the organism in Eukaryota, Metazoa, Arthropoda, Insecta, Hemiptera, Adelgidae. The coding region runs from base 227 to 2749 and encodes 840 amino acids. The record is from RefSeq and is a predicted model, not a curated record.